GGUUCAAAUUCCAUUUCCUCCCAACUCCCUCCUCCCUCAGCUACUACUGCUACAGUACGAGCUGCAGGACUGUCAGCUGCUGGAAGCACUGAUAGUAAACCACCACGAGAGAAAACGAGAGAAACUGAGGCGGCCUACUGCUUCCACAGUGUUGUUCUGUUCUUCAGUCUCUGUGUGGUGAAAUUUUAAUUAUGGGGUCCAACAACCACUGCAUGAACUCUGACCCCGGACGGUCACAACCUCCUGCCCAGCGUCGGAGUCUCUUCAACAGCAUCAAGUUCUUCGUGCUUUGCCACAGUAUGCUGCAGCUGGCGCAGCUGUUGGUGUCGGGCUACAUGAAGAGCUCCAUCAUCACCAUUGAGAGACGCUACGGACUCUCUAGCCAAAAGUCGGGGAUCCUGGCUGCUUUCAACGAGGUGGGAAACACGGUCCUCAUCAUCUUCGUGAGUUUCUUUGGGAGUCGAGUCCAUCGGCCGCGGUUCAUUGGAGGUGGAGCUCUGCUGGCUUGUCUGGCCUCACUACUGAUUGCAUUGCCGCAUUUUCUGAGUGGGCCGUACAAGUACACCGGUCAGACCAGCUCUUCCAGUGACAACAGCACAAACCUCUGCCAAUCAAAGAUUACCCUCACCACUUCAUCCUCCAAUCAGAGCUGCAGUGACCAGGAGAAUCCCACCCAGCGGAUGGUGUACCCUCUGCUGCUGCUGGGUCAACUGCUGCUGGGUAUUGGAGCCGUCCCCAUCCAGCCUUUUGGCAUCUCUUACAUCGACGACUAUGCCAGCAAAAAGAACUCACCGCUCUAUCUCGGGAUCCUCCUCGCUGUGACCUCCAUUGGCCCGGCCUUUGGCUUCAUCACCGGCUCCCUCAUGCAGCGCUUUUAUGUUGACUUUGACAAGUUGUCCAAAGACGAGAUUGAGUUGAACCCCAAGGACUUGCGCUGGGUGGGGGCCUGGUGGCUCGGUUUCCUAGUGGCGUCUUGCCUUCUCUUCCUCACUGCGCUACCUUACCUCUUCUUCCCCAGAAACAUGCCCAAAGAGGACGGUGCAGACGAUGUGGAGCCCAAACCAGACUGUAAGCAGCAGCAGACACAAGAGCUUCAGGAAGUCUCUCUUCUUCAGUUCUUCAAAAGUUUUCCUCAUAUCGCUCUGCGAACGCUGCGCAGUCCCAUCUACUUGUUGGUGGUUCUGGCCCAGGUGAACCUGGCAGCACUGCUGUCCGGCCUUGCCACCUUUAUGGCAAAGUUCAUUGAGAGGCAGUUCAGUCAGACUUCCUCCUUUUCCACUAUGAUGAUAGGAGGAGUUUGUAUCCCAAUGGCAGUGCUGGGUAUCGUUCUGGGUGGAGUUCUGAUGCGGAGGUUGAAUCUUUCAGUCAAUGGUGCCAGCAAGUUGUGCACCACUGCCAUCCUGCUCUGCAUGUUUACUGCAUUGCCGCUGUUGCUCAUUGGCUGCCCGACUCAGAAGAUUGCUGGGGUCUUUCCUCCCAGCUCUGAUGCGUUGUCAUGCAGCUCUGGCUGUGGGUGUCCUCAGGAGGCAUUUAACCCGGUCUGUGGUUCGGACGGUGUUGAGUUCAGGUCUCCCUGUCACGCCGGCUGCAUUGCCAUAGAGACAGAUGCCAACAACAAACCCAUAAACUACACAGAGUGUCGAUGUGUCAGCGGUCUCGGGUACGCCUCUCCUGGGACCUGUGGCAGCGGAUGUUCCCACCUCCUUCUCCCCUUCAUGGUGCUGAUCGGUCUCACCAGCUUCAUCGCCGCCUUCUCCCAGACGCCCUCCUACAUGAUGAUACUCAGGACGGUGGCCAUAGAGGACAAGUCUUUUGCAGUGGGAGUCCAGCACAUGUUGUUCAGAGUCCUCGCGUUCAUGCCGGGCCCGGUGUUGUAUGGCAGUGUCAUUGACACCACCUGCAUCCUGUGGGGCAAAAAGUGUGGCAAAAAUACUUCCUGUCUCUACUACAACCUGGACCGCUUCAGACAGAGGUUUCUGGGUCUGCAGGUCGUCUUUGUGUGCGGGGGGCUGCUCUGCUUCCUGUUGACGGUCGUGGUCCUGCGAAGGAGAUCCAGCAUUGAGGAACCACAGCCGACAGAAAGUAAAGGAGGGUACGAGCUGGUGAAGGAUGUGGAAAGACCGAAGAAUGUUUCGUCCAAAGAAAAAGAAAUGAAUGGCAUCAAGACCUGAAGAAAGCCAACAAGAGAAAGGUGGGAAAGAAAGAUGAAAGGCAGCUGGACAAACAAGAAAGUUCAGAAAGUUUCUUAAGAUGGUUGGAAGCUGCUACGAUACCAAAGCUUCAAGUUACAGGGCAUGUCUAGUGUUUCUCCUGUCUUUUGUGUAAAGGGCCAGUCAGCCUGUAUAAUGACAUUGUAAUUGCUUUACACUAAAUACUCAGUACAUGCUCUGCUAACACUAGUAGUGGAAUAAGUAUGAUGUUCUACUUUGGAACAAGUAUAAAUACCACACUGUACAAAUACUCUUUUCAUAAUGUGACUAAAGUGGGUAUUAGCAUUAAAAUAUACUUAAAGUACCAAAACUAAAAAUACUCAUUGAGCCGGUUUGAGCCAGUUUCAAAAUAACAAAUCUGACAGAAUUGUAUAAUCAUUCUUAUUCCAUUGAUGUGUUCACUUUUAGUCACUGAAGUGUUGCAGCUGCAUUGUAACAAAAUGCAUUUGAACUACUUAAUAUACUCCUGGCUUUAUAAUCAUCAUCAUAACACAUCAUUUAUUGAUUAUAUUUUGUAUUAAUCUGAAUAUCUAAAGUUGCUAAAGCUGUCAGAUCAAUGUAGCACAGUAGACAAGUGUAAGAUAUGUAGCUGUGACAAGUAUAGAUGGGUAUAAAAUGAAAGUAAAGUACAAAUACCUCAAAAUGUACUUGAGUGAAUGUACUUUCUACUGAACACACUUCCAAAUUGUUCCAAAAACACUGAUUUGUUUGAACAUACGCCGAUCAAUAUAAUGUGACAUGUGACAACACACGUACGCUGCUUUUAUACGAUUCAGUGAGCCCAAACAUCAAUGUGCAUUUUUGAAAUAGAGAAUCAGGUGCUGACAUUUAAUAAGCUGUACAUCCCAACUUUUCCCUCCAAAUACAAAGUAAGGACACUUUGAACUGUGGGGGUGAUUUCAGUUGUUCAGAUUGUUGUUAGGCAUGCAAGCAGUAUGGCUCUAGAGAUAGUACUGUACUGUAGGUCGGCCCAGAAGGGAACCACUGAUGGAUUUAUGUUCAGCUCAGGAUGAUUUCUUUGACUUUUCUUCCACAUCAUCAACAGUCUAUUAAUCUUUUUUUUUUCCUGCGAGACUAAUGUGAACCAGCCAGCUGACGCCUUCCGCUGCUUUUGUGGGUCAUGUAACCACAUCGCUUCCACUUUAAGCCUAUUUCUCAUGUAAUUUCAUAUGUUUUAGGCUUUUCACAUGCUGUGAUUUUUUUUCUCUAUGACAUGGCAUGUAAAGUGACUCACUAUCUCACCAUAACUGCAUGACUGGUGUGUUACUCAUACACCAUUUGAUGAUACCAGACUGGUCUUAGAGGAUGUAACGGUCUGUUAAGUCUCACCUUGCAUAUCAUCCCCAUCUCUCUCAUUUCCCAUAGUUUCUCCACUAUUGGCUUUCCGAUGAAGGCAUUAAAAUGGACCAAAAAUAAGCUAUAAAAAGGUCUUGAAGACCAAAGAAUCGAAUUUCCUUCAUGAGUAAACCCAAACUUCACACCUCAGGGGACCUGGGGGACGUCAGAUACUACAUCCAUGCAUGUCAGAUCGUAUUUUCAGCAGGGGUUGCUGCCCUGUAUAUGUGUGUCAGAAUACACACACAUUAUAUAACUGACAGAUGUUGUGAAGUGAAUUUUCUAUUCUUAAAUGUGAAGCUUGCUUGAAAAUAAUAUCACAGCUCGAUGUCAUAGUGGUUCUAAGGAAAUGUCUUUCUGCAUCAUUACAAUAACCGAUUACAAUAACCACGCAGCUAGCUGCGAUAAGCCACACAUGAAGCAUGAAGCCGUAUAACUGAAGACUUUAUUACAAUGCUUUACACAAAAUAUACUGAUUGCAUGAUAAGAUAUCUCAGGGGUCAGUGUAUAUUUGAAUCUCCAGCUUGUAAAAACACCAUUGUUCUUGGUGUUAAAGCCGUCCUCACAGUGAUUUAAAGUUGAAUCCAGACAAACAAAAAUAUUAUUUGAGUCACUGCUUCAGAGCUCUGAGUCUGCAUUAUUCUUUAAAUUCAGUCUAUUGUUUGAAUAGUGGGAGAUCACCAUGGGUGCUCAUUUCUGAAAUUAAGAAAGAAAGACGAGUUCUCUGUAUAAGAACCUGCUGCAACUACAACUUCUCUCCUAAUGACAACAUACGUCCAGGUCAAGAUUUAAGUGCAAACUGAAUCUGUUGACAUCUUAAAAGUGACUCAUUGAAAUGUUGGUUGUUUCGAUGAAUCUGUAAUGUUAAACGUGAAUCGUAGUGAGUCUGACUGGAGCUUUUCUUUAUGUCAUUUUUUAAGUACUAAAACAGCUUUUACUUUGAAAAUCAGAAUCAUAUAUAUUUUGCAUAAUGCAUAAAAAUGCAUUAAUAUUAAAGACUGCUUUCCAAUGUAUUUGUUUUGUUUUUUACAAAACGUCUCUGAGCUUUGAUUAGUUUUGUACAAAUGUUGUCUUUUUAUUGUCUUAUCUUUGUUUUUACUUUGUCCCAGGUAUAAUUUUCACUGUGUGAGCUCAAACCAGCUAACUGCAUAUUUUUCUAUAUAAAAACCCAGAAACGUGAAUCUUUAGCAUUUCAUGACCUGCUCUGCAGAUGAUGACAAUUGUUUUCUAUUGCUGAUUUUUUUUUUGCCAAUUUGUAUAUGUAUUAAAACAGCUUUUACUUUGAAAUUUAAAAAAACAUUUUAAUUUUUUAAACAAAGAAAAUGUAUAAAGCUUAUUUUGAUUAAUUCCUUAUCUUUAAGUGUUUUUCUAACUUUUCUGUUUCAUAAAAAAGUUGCUCUCUUUGUCAUAUCUUUGUUUUCACUUUAACUUUGUUUCAUUCCAAUAUUGCUCUCAUUCAUUUUCUCCACAUUCUGAGGUAAAACUCACUUGUGAAGUUAUUCCUACCUUUGAUAAAUGUUUAUAAAUUUAAAACUGAGCCGAGACACAUUCAAGCCAGUCUGAGUGAAUUUGAAUAAAUCUCUGAAAACAUGCAUAAA
Larimichthys crocea (large yellow croaker) is the source of this 5143-nucleotide messenger RNA. RefSeq names its product solute carrier organic anion transporter family, member 2B1 (gene slco2b1). The record is from RefSeq and is a predicted model, not a curated record. Gene Ontology annotation, cellular component: apical plasma membrane; basolateral plasma membrane. Lineage: Eukaryota; Metazoa; Chordata; Actinopteri; Sciaenidae. Gene Ontology annotation, biological process: transmembrane transport; sodium-independent organic anion transport; bile acid and bile salt transport. Bases 192 to 2171 code for a protein of 659 amino acids. Gene Ontology annotation, molecular function: bile acid transmembrane transporter activity; protein binding. The transcript is spliced from 15 exons.